Dryobates pubescens (Downy woodpecker) is the source of this 2002-nucleotide messenger RNA. It is a transcript of the gene ILRUN, whose product is annotated as inflammation and lipid regulator with UBA-like and NBR1-like domains. Gene Ontology annotation, biological process: macroautophagy. The transcript is spliced from 5 exons. NCBI's taxonomy places the organism in Eukaryota, Metazoa, Chordata, Aves, Piciformes, Picidae. Gene Ontology annotation, cellular component: phagophore assembly site. The record is from RefSeq and is a predicted model, not a curated record. The coding region runs from base 159 to 1031 and encodes 290 amino acids. Gene Ontology annotation, molecular function: ubiquitin binding.
CAGUGCCGCCAGUGGCUGGCGUCGCCUUCGCCCCCUCCUCCUUCUCUCCCGCCCCCCGCCGUGCCCGCGCUUCCCCCCCCCCCUCGCCCCCAUGCGGCGCUGAGGCGGCGGCGGUAGCGGGGCGGCCCCGGGGCGGCGGGGACCGCUGAGCAGCGGCCAUGGAGGGUAUGGACGUAGACCUGGACGCGGAGCUGAUGCAGAAGUUCAGCUGCUUGGGCACCACCGACAAGGACGUGCUGAUCGGCGAGUUCCAGCGGCUCCUCGGCUUCCAGCUCAGCCCCGCCGGCUGCGCCUUCUUCCUCGACAUGACCAACUGGAAUCUCCAGGCCGCCAUCGGAGCCUACUACGACUUUGAGAGCCCAAAUAUCAACGUGCCCUCCAUGUCCUUUGUGGAAGAUGUCACCAUAGGUGAAGGAGAGUCCAUCCCUCCUGACACCCAGUUCACAAAAACAUGGAGGAUACAAAACACAGGGACGGAGGCCUGGCCCCCGGGGGUGUGUCUGAAGUACGUUGGGGGAGACCAGUUUGGCCACGUGAACAUGGUGAUGGUCAGGUCCCUGGAGCCCCAGGAGAUGGCAGAUGUCAGCGUCCAGAUGUGCAGCCCCAGCACGGCAGGGAUGUACCAGGGGCAGUGGCGGAUGUGCACGGCCACCGGGCUCUACUAUGGAGAUGUCAUCUGGGUGAUCCUCAGCGUGGAAGUUGGAGGACUUCUGGGUGUAACACAGCAGCUGUCGUCCUUUGAAACAGAGUUCAACACACAGCCACACCGCAAGGUGGAAGGCAACUUUAACCCCUUCGCCUCCCCACAGAAGAGCAGGCCACCAGAGGAGAACAGCCUCAAGGACCCCGGGGGUCCCGAGCUGGGCACAACCAAGAACACUUGGGGGCCUGCCCCCGAGCACAGCGAACAAGACCAGAAUGGACUCUCAGAGAACUCUGUAAGCCUCUCCCCCAGCAGUCCCUCCAACAACUUGUCGGUAGUGACCUACAGUAAGGGUUUCCACGGUCCUUACCCCUUCGGACAGUCUUAAACACAAACACAAAACGGGUACCGGCGAGAGGAGCUGUGAGGAGAGCUGGCGGCGGGGGCAGGGCAGGGGGCUCCACGUGCAGACGACCCCGCGCGGCCCCCCCUCCCCUGCCUCCGAGACAAAGAAGAGAAAGCAAAACCAAAAGCCCAGAAACCUGAGACUUAGCUGGUCCAGAGGAGAAUACACCAGCUGAGAGCACGUGUGAGUGCUGGGCUGCAGGAGUGCUGCUGAGUGCUGCGGGAACUCAAAUGCCCCCCGGCCUGGGGCCCCUCGGAGCCCCCUCCCCUAAUUAGGUAGCUUCAGGAGUUUGGCAAAGCCAUCCCGAGACAAUAAUCAUCCCAAUACCGGUUUGCCUACAGAGCAGUGGUAGCUUCAGCAGUGUUUUGGUUUCUGUCUUGUCCAGGUUUCCCCCAGGGGCAGUGUGUUUGUGUGGCACUGGCAGUGCCCUGCCUGCUUCCCAAAGGGCAUCUGCUCAGCUUGGCAUCCCCUGGGCUCUGUGCAGUGACUGCUUUGGGGCAGACCUUUUCUAAAGGUCAGCUCAGGUCUGCUGCCAGCUCUGUGUUUUUAAUAUCUGGGUUUAGUUACCGACUUUUUAAUCCUUCCUUUCUUUUUUCCCUCUCUCCUGUUUGGUUUGGGUGGUGUUUGCCCUGCAUGUGCUGAAAACCAGGGCCUGGCGUCACAGGUGAAGAGAGAGGCUCUGGGACUUGCAGGAUAAGUGGAGGGCUCAUUUCCCUUCCCCUUGUACGUGAAGUACCCUGAGACACACACCCAGGCUAGUAACAAAGGGAUCCGUUGAGGUUCCCGCUGUCCUGUGUGCUUAGCACUCUCAGGUGCCUGGGUGUUAACCCAACCCUUGCUGUGCAGUAGCUGUGCCUGGAGCAGCCAGCAAGCAAGCCUCUGGUCCUGUGCCAAGAGCAGACUCUCUCUCUCUGGCUGUGAUGCACUUGGUCGUAGUUGCAAAGCUUUGCAGA